This is a messenger RNA of Larimichthys crocea (large yellow croaker), 6086 nucleotides long. RefSeq names its product interleukin 11 receptor subunit alpha (gene il11ra). Bases 167 to 1360 code for a protein of 397 amino acids. The record is from RefSeq and is a predicted model, not a curated record. The transcript is spliced from 12 exons. Gene Ontology annotation, cellular component: membrane. Gene Ontology annotation, molecular function: cytokine receptor activity; protein binding. NCBI's taxonomy places the organism in Eukaryota, Metazoa, Chordata, Actinopteri, Sciaenidae.
GGCCUCCUUCCUCUCCUCCUUUUUCUCCCUGUCCGACUUUGUUGCUCUCCUACUCCGCUAGCCCGUCUGCAGUCUCUCCGGGGAGCCGAAGAACAACUCUGCGAACUCCCAAACAUGGAAGGCGACAAUAUAAUAAUGCCUGUUUGACUCGGGGACAAUUUCCAAGAUGCCAGGCCUUUUGUCCAGUCCUGUGUGUCUGACAGUCAUCUGGUUUUUAUCUUGGUCGCUGCGUCCCAGUCGUGCUCAGAUUUGGACUGAUGAAGUGUCAGGCGUGCAGUAUGGGCGCCUGGAGUCAAAUGUGACACUGGCAUGCGGAGAGUCACGAACUGGGAUAUCUGUGUUGUGGCAUCUCAACAACAGCUCGGCAUUGCCAUGGCACAAAGUGACAUCAAAUGGAAGCUUAGUCCUGCUGCACGCCGACCUCUCAGCGCAGGGCGACUACAGCUGUUAUGACGACCAUGGGCUUCUCCUCCACUCUGUCACACUCAGGCUGGGUCAUCCCCCUGGGCUGCUGAGCAUUUCCUGUCAAGUGCCCAAUCACGCGCAUGUUCGUUGCUCCUGGGUGGAAAAAGAGACGUUCCUGCCAACCAAGUACAAUGCCUCCUUCAGGGGGCUCGGUGAGGAGUGGAGGCCAUGCACUGUGGACAUCACCCACAAGUUCUGUGAUUUGUAUCAGCCUGCCUUCUGGCAACCCAUCCAUACCCUGAAAAUCAUAGAGACCAAUGGGCUGGGGUCUGAGACGACAUUUGUCCGGUUUAAGCUACAUGAGCUAUUGAAACCAGACCCUCCAAAGUCAGUGGUGGUGAAGGAGAUAGAAGGCCAUUCGAUGAGGCUGAUCAUCUCAUGGGACUAUCCCUCUUCCUGGCCACUGCACGAUGCUUUCCCCCUUAUGUUUCAUAUCAGAUACAGGCCACAGGGCUCUAUGUACUGGUCAGAGAUUUACUCUCUCGAUAGUCCAGUUGUGGUUUUCGAUGCCCUGGCUGGCCACCUCCACCAAGUUCAGAUUCGAGGCCGAGACGAGGUGAACUCUGAGAGCCAGUGGAGUGAAUGGAGUCCCCUGAUUCUUGUCCGGCCCUGGGAAGGUCAGAAAGACCUCACCACCCCUGAGCCUACAGAUGAUUACCUGCCAGAAGAUUUCUGGAUCACAAAACCUGAAACCUCCACUGCAAAGUCACACAAUCCUUCACUUGAGGAUGAAGGUAAUUUGGGUUUGGUGAUUCUGCUGGUUUUGUUCUCCGUGGUCGUCCUCACCACCGUCCUUUCCCUCAUCUUUGUCGUGUGGGUGAGGCAGAGGCGGCGUGAUCAUGUGACCAUUCAGGAACUCGCCUCUAUGGUCAAGAUGAAGUCCAUGCCAAUCUAAUGUUGAUUUCAAGCAUCUUCAGCUCAUCAGCCCGUUCUAGGGCUCCUCCCAAGAGUCAGCCUCUGCCUUUACCACUGUAGAGUGCUGGCUGUUUUAACUACACUAACCAGAAUGCAUCAGCCAGAGUCCAACCAGGAUCCAGGACAACAACAGGAACAAACCUAUACAAGGAACUUGGCAGAGUAGGGUAAAACGACCCAAUAUAUUAAAGCUGACUAAAGGGUAUGUUGUGCAAGAUUUCCCUGGAAAUAUUCAGUGGUCAUACAGUAACUGAUCUACCCAUAAUGCAUCAGGAGACCCCACCUACUGUCCAUGGGGACAGGGAAAACAGACCCUACUCUGUUUCUUCAUGUUCACUUCAGCAACUUCACUGCAGCUCACUCCUCAGCAGACUGUAGGAGUGACGAUGCGUAACGACGUUUGAGUUCACUCACAAUCAAUGCUGCUUCAGGUGGACUGACUCCUCAGCCUUGUUGGAGAGGAGCGACAUUUUAUUUCUUUUAAACAAGUAAGGACAGAAAGUGCAACAGGAGAACUUUGCUGGGACAACUUGCCUUUUUUCUCUCACCCAGAACUCCUCCUUUUUUUUUUUUUAGAUCAAUUGUGAGAAGUAACAGAUUAAUGUACGUCCGUUAUUACAUCGACUGACCAACCGACUCAAUGCUGUGAAGGAAGCAUAACUUCUGCCAGUCUCUCUGUGUGCGUCUGAUGCCAAAGCAGCAACUAAGGGGCAUUAUGUUCUCAGCUGAGGGGCGACCUGUUCCAGGCUCCUGACCUGAGGGGACAUGGAGGACAUGGAGAAUGGAGGUCCAGGGUGGGCGGGUUAGGUUAUCUACACUUCAUUUACGACAAGUGAUUUGUUUUAUGUUGCAUGAGAUGCUUGUUUUGUUGUCCGAUGUCUUUUGUUUUUUUAUGUUAUACCUCUUUCUAUCCAUCCAUCCAUCCACUGUUCCUGAAUGUGUGGGAAUGAAAGACACACAUGCAGAGAAAGAGAGAGAGAGAGAGAGAAGAAAAGAGAUACUGGUCUUUAACAAACCAUCAGCAUUACAUAGAUACUUAGAUAGAUGAUAAUUAAUCAGAGAUAUUUAGCUGUCCUGUCUAGACCUCGAAGAACCCAGAGUAACGUUUCUCAAGUCAGUUUUGAAAAUGGUAAUAUGUCAGCAUUUCUGUAAGACAUCAAACACUUUCAACUCAACUCAACUUAAAAUUCACACAUGCACCCUUUUAAUUGAAUCGCCCCUGUUGAAAGUGGACACACCCAGCACCACUGAUGGGUGUGGUAAGGUGUGGUCUGAGGUGUGCUUUAUUGCACCUGUAACCACAGCCAUCAGUAAUGUCACAGGAUCCUGGGGUGCACCUGUACGUGUGGUGAGAAGUUAAAGUACCUCUUUAAAAACAGAAUGACAUCUCUGUGGCUCACAAAAACAGUUUUUUUACACUCUGUGAAAUACAUGCUUAAUAUGACAUUGUCCACUGCAGGACUGGAACUAACAGUUAUUUUCAUUAGCAAUCUGUCUUCUAUGAAAUGUCAGAAAAUCCCUCAGAAUUUCCAAAAGGUUAAGAUAACAUCCUCAAAUUACUUCUUCUGUCUGACAUGGCCAAGGAUAUUUAAUUUAUGUUUAUAUAAAAGCUGUUGCUGUAACUGGUAAAUAUUUGUUGUUGGUCAACAAAUGGAUCAUCAGCCUUCAGCAGCAGGCCGGUGUUACACCAUAACAGUUACUAUAACCCCUUUGGACCUUGAUAAGACCCGAUAAGACUCACUCUUGCAUAUAAGUUGUUCAGCCUAGUUCAUUACAGGUCAGAUGUUACCUGCAGAUAACGAGACAAUAAGAGGCAUAUUUUAAUUGGACCCAGAGGUUUAUCAAAGUUCAUCAAUAUUAUGAUAUAGUUUGUAUGUUGUAAGAGAAAAAAGGCACAAGAACAACUUUCAAAAUAGUUGGUAAGCUGUCCUACCCAAGGACACAAUGCAAUGAUGAUCUACAUGUAAUGGAAUACAGUACAAAGACUGUUUAAUUAAUGUUGAACUCAUAAACUUGAUUGUUUCAGUGGGUAUGGAACUGAAGGCUCAUUAAGCAAGAAUAGGGUGAUUAAAAUAUUUAGAGAAUUCAGGGCACACAGGGGUCGAGGCUUCAAACCAACACUGAAUCCCCGAGGCAGCACUGCAUAAAAAAACAACAUGGUUGUAUAAAGGAUAUUUUCUACAUGUGCUCAGAAAGACUUCAAGAAUCAGUCGUCUGUAAACAGUUCACCACUACAUCUACAAAUGUAAGUUAAAACUCUACCAUGUAAAGCGAAAGCCAGAUAUCAACAACAUCCAGAAACACAGCUGAUCUGAGAUGGACUGAACAGAAAGUGGACGUUUCAAAUUGCCAGGCUGAAUUUACAUUAUACAAAGUGUUCUAACUUUUUUGGAACUGGGGUUGUAAUCAGGGGAUAAAGCUGACUCAACGUCAUUUGAGAAACCAUCAUCUUACCUAAAAGUCCAUGGGGAAAUAGCCGUCAUGCAUGAGUCUCAGAGUUUUGGCUGGCAUGUAGACAGCACCACUGUCACUCAUAUGGGAAUGAAAAUGGAUGCAGAAAGCGCUGGAAGCAACUUUGACAGGGGGCUUUAUUGCACAGGGCUGAGUGGGCUCUCACGUCACCGCUACCAUCUCCACAGACAGCACUUAAAUGAUUUACGGGCAGUUACCAUGGAAACAUAUGCGCCACUUUAAAUAUGAUGCACCGGUUAAUUAAAAUGUAGGGUGAUGAUAUUUUACAACAAACAAGAGCACGAACACGACUGACUGACAAGAGUGACUCUCGCUCACUGUACUCGUGUCUCACGUCCCACCGGCUCGUGGAAAAUGAAUGAUUUCUGGGUGGUCAGUGUUCACCGUAUGAAAAUCCCUAAAUACCUCUAGUACAGUAUAUCUGGUUUAGUUUUGCUUUCCACAUCUGCGCCUACAGUACAAACCUUGUGUCCUGGCUAACUUUCUGCAACAGAUGGAAGUGAGAGGCUUGCAUUAAAAAAAAAUAUAUAUUUCUUUCUUUCUUUCUGUUGGUCUGGUGGUUAUAUUUUGUUGAUCCAAAGCUGUGUAGUCUUCAGUUGAUUGAUUGAUUGAUUGAUUGAUUGACUGUAUAGUUUGUAUAAGAAACACAGGGUGCAUCUAUGUCAAACCUUUUCCAGUUUGACAACUGUAUGUUCUCUCAAGCUAGCUCCACAUAUUAUGCAUGGAUCCAGUUGAAGCUUUUUUUGUGUAUUAUUGUGUAUCACACUUUAAAAAAAAAAAUACAUUUCAUGUAUGUUAUUAUAAGUGAUUGUUUAUAUGUAGAGAGAAAAAAAAACAUAUUCUUUGGGAUAGUUUUGCAGACAUGGUUUAACUCAGUCUUGUGUUCAUUUGUAAUAGACAAAUUAGCAGUUAUUAUAUGUACGCUUCAAUUUUGAAACCCAUUAGACAAAACCUGCUUUUUUUAAUGUAAUUCUUUCUUUACAAGGAAUCUAAUUCCAGAUAACUUUAGAAAGUACGAUCUCCCACAGAUAAAUAGGAUUAGUGACUGAGGAUGAUCCAUGUCUGGAGAACCUUCCCAGCAUUGUGUAUUUGUUAUUCUACCCAGUUAUAUGAAGCUGUGUUACUGUACGAUUACUGUAUGGACAAUGUGUUUACUGAAUUUGUCUUCACCCACUUUGCUUUACUUCAGUGUUGCAUUUCAUUCGUUUCUUUGCAGCCAGAUGAAUUUUUAUUUUUUUUUUCAGCUCUUCUCGCACCCCCUGUGGCAACAAUCACAAAAUUGUAUUUUCAAAUUAUCUUUGGCAGAGAGCUGAUCUUUUGCUUUCUGUUUGAAUUGGAAAAUAUCAGCUCUAGAUAGAUAUCAGAUGGCUGUGAGCUAGAAAGGGAUGGAGUAUCUGAAUGUUUAGAGGCUGUGUAAACUAAAAAAUGAUACCUGUUACUCAUUAUAACUGGAUUUGAAAGUUAAGUAGUAAAGGAUGGGCCAGUAAUGAACAAAUGUAUAUAUUUUUUUAUGAUUAUCUCCAAACAUGAACUCACAACUCAACAAUCUCCCUCAGUGCUUUUUAAUUCUAGACCUAUGUUUGGUUGACUUAAUCAAGAUAAUGAACAGGCUACCUGUUUGCUCAUUGUAACAUAAAUACUGUAUGCUGUUUAAGCAUAACCACACAUCAUUUAAAAAUCUGGUAAAUAUAAAAACCCAGAGUGUUAUAACUGACAUGAGGAAAGCCGGUUUGUCACAAUUUCUGGAUUUCACAUGCAACAAAGUUAUUUUUGCAAUCUAAAAAGCAAAACAAAAGUCAGAAAUUUUUUACGCUAAAAACGUUUUAUGACAUAUUUUCACGAAAUUGUGCUAGGUCCAGUUUUAUAAACCUUUCAUCAGAUUGAACAGUCACUGAUACUGCACAUGGCCCACAUAAAAGUCAAAGUGAACCGUUGUCUUUCUGUAUACCGUGUAACUUCCGAUUGUCGCCUUUCUGUUUCACUCUCGUGGUGUUUUCUCUGUUUUCGUGGUAUUUCCAGUCUUUCUAUGUUCCUCUGCAGUAUGUGAUGGCAGAUGGAGCCUGGAUGGUUUUAGUUCUUAUAACUCAAAUUACACUCAGGCAUCCAUUUUCAGAUGUACAUAGUCCUUUUUCUUUUUUUUUUUUUGCUUAAUGUGUACGACAGAUAUCACCAUAAGCUGUUUUUUUUCUUCCUGUCCUUGUAUGUGUCUGUGAAAUAAAUACUAUUUUAUCACA